AUGGCUCGUUUGUACCUGUUUCUCAUCGCGGCGCUGUAUACCGAGACGACACCUGCUGCGCAAUGUCGGUCCCUACAGCCGGCGUCGGAUCCGCAGACGGCGCCGGGCGUCGAGUUCAAGGUCCUGGCCAACGAUUUGGUCAAGCCGCGGGGCGUCAUUGCUGAUUGCAGAGGCAAUCUGCUGGUGGUCGAGGCCGGAGGAAAGGGCGUCAGGCGCAUCGAGCUGGACGACGGCAAGGGACUGGACACUUGCAUCGCCAAGUCUUCAUCCCUUGUUGACGACGAGACUCUGAAUCACGGCAUUGAACUCGCGCCUGAUUGCAAGACGCUCUUUGCUUCAUCGUCCACCGAUGUUUAUGCCUACGAUUACGACGUGGAGAAGGGAACGGUGGGAAAGGCUAGGAAUGUCAUAACCGGCAUGGAUCAGGGCGGUCACGCUACACGAACGCUCUUGAUUCCGAGGCACAACUCCGAUUUGCUGCUCGUGUCUAGGGGAUCUGACGGGAACAUCGAUAGGGAUACGGCGGAAAUGGGGUCGGCCAGAAGCCAGAUUCGCAUCUUCACGAUUGAUCAUCUUCUCCAGGCUGAUGGCCCAGUCAAGUAUUCCGACGGCGAGGUGCUCGGAUGGGGGCUCAGAAACAGCGUGGGUGUUGCUGAAGAUCCUACGACGGGAUAUGUCUGGUCGGUUGAAAAUUCCAUCGACAAUAUGCAGCGCAAGGGCGUCGACAUUCAUACCUCGAACCCUGGAGAAGAGCUCAACUUUCAUGGACUGCCGAAUGACACCGCCAGCCCGGUGUACGGCAAGAACUUUGGCUAUCCGGCCUGCGUGGCCAUCUUUGACACCUCCAACGUCGACAGCUACCCAGGCGGAGCCAGGACUGGCCUGCAAAUGGUGGGAGAUCAAAUGCCCAGCAACUACACGGACCAGUGGUGCCAGGAGAACACACUGUCUCCGCACCUCAGCUUUGCAUCUCACCUUGCGCCGCUUGACAUCACAUUCAAUGCCCAGGGCUCGGCAGCGCUGAUUUCCUUCCACGGAAGCUGGAACCUCAAGCCUCCGAAUGGCUACCGCCUCAGCCGCGUAACGUUUUCUCAAGGGUAUCCCAAAGCCGAAACGAGCAGCACCACUGCUGAGCAGGAACUGAUGUGGAACAAGGACAACUCGGAAUGCCCCGGGCAGUGCUUCCGACCUGUUGGGUUGGCGUUUGACAAGGAAGGAAAGAGACUCUUCAUGACCAGCGACUCUUCGGGAGAGCUGUAUCUCGUGAUGGGAAGUGACGGUGACCAGUACCGGAUCACCCCCCCGGUCCAGCAGUCCGGGGCAGAAAGGACUGUCAGCUUGAUGGCGUUUUUGACGAGCAUGGGAUUGGGCCAAAUAUUGUGA
Molecule: messenger RNA, 1383 nt
Organism: Metarhizium album ARSEF 1941
Lineage: Eukaryota; Fungi; Ascomycota; Sordariomycetes; Hypocreales; Clavicipitaceae
Product: NHL repeat-containing protein
Exons: 4
Coding region: 1-1383 (460 amino acids)
Source: RefSeq, a predicted model, not a curated record